Letharia columbiana is the source of this 780-nucleotide messenger RNA. RefSeq lists its product as uncharacterized. Bases 1 to 780 code for a protein of 259 amino acids. The record is from RefSeq and is a predicted model, not a curated record. Gene Ontology annotation, molecular function: acyltransferase activity, transferring groups other than amino-acyl groups. The transcript has a single exon. NCBI's taxonomy places the organism in Eukaryota, Fungi, Ascomycota, Lecanoromycetes, Lecanorales, Parmeliaceae.
AUGCACAUCCGCCCGGCAACUCCCUCCGACUUUCCCUCAGCGGCCUCAAUAUCUGUCCUCUGCUUCUGGAAUGACGAACUCCACGACUACACCAACCCUUGGCGAGAGCAGCAUCCGGACCAUUUCCGUUCCCUCUUCCUGCGAAGGCAUAAAGUCCGGUUCGUAACUCCUGGUUACCUCUUCCACGUUGCUGUCACAGACGAAGGAGACCAAAACCAUGAGGGAGAGGGAACGGUGGUGGCAUUCGCGGUUUGGGAGAGGAGGGGAACAAGCAAGGUGGCUAUGGUGUGGAGGAAAGAUACCUUUUGGAAGCGUAUGACUCAUGUCAUUGAUGACAAUGGGGAGCGUCCUUGUCUGACGAUUGUACCAGUACUAGAACGCACCCUUCUCACCGCCCAAGAAUCCUAUCUCUCCCUCCUCCGCGCCGACAAAUCCCUCCACUACGCCCGCCUCGCCCACUUCCUCGCAGAGGCCAAAUCAGAUUUCGCAUCCAUCCCCGAAAUGUGGAAGAUGCAAACCCUCGCCGUGCAUCCCAAUUUCCAACGUAGAGGUAUAGCAUCCAUGUUGCUGAACUGGGGGAAACAGCAAGCGGGGAAGGAAGGCGUUCCCAUUGGGUUGGAGGCGAGUGAGCUCGCCAGGCCGCUUUAUCUGAAGAAUGGGUUUAGGAAGUUUGGGAAUUUGCAUAUUGAAGAUUUCCCCAUUGAGGAUGUGCCGAUCUUUUUGUGGGAGCCGAGGGGCUUGGAGGGGAGGUGGGGAAUGAAGGGUGAUGUUGGCGAGUAG